This is a messenger RNA of Abrus precatorius (Indian licorice), 2147 nucleotides long. RefSeq names its product putative receptor-like protein kinase At4g00960. Gene Ontology annotation, biological process: protein phosphorylation. Bases 64 to 2073 code for a protein of 669 amino acids. Gene Ontology annotation, molecular function: ATP binding; protein kinase activity. The record is from RefSeq and is a predicted model, not a curated record. The transcript is spliced from 7 exons. Lineage: Eukaryota; Viridiplantae; Streptophyta; Magnoliopsida; Fabales; Fabaceae.
AUACUCGCAAACCUUAAUCAUUUUCAUACAUUGUGCCGUCUCUGAUUACUCCCCUUUGCGCUUAUGUGCAUACUAGCAGCCUACCAAUUAUUUCUUUCUCGCAGUGUAGAAAAUUUGCUGCAUAACAGAAUCAUGAUUGCUAUAAUUAUCACGCUUGUUCUCGCCGUAACAGAAACCUCUGCAUCUGUUUUCAACAACGUUAGCUGCACGAGCAACCAAACUUUCACUCCAAACACCACCUUUAACACCAACCUCAACAUCCUUCUCUCUUCCCUUUCCUCCAACGUCACCAACAAUGUUAGAUUCUUCAACGCUACAACAGGGACAGAAGAUUCGGACGCCGUCUACGGUCUCUACAUGUGCCGUGGAGACGUGCCAUUUGCUUUGUGCAGAGAGUGUGUGGGUUUCGCAACGCGAACAAUAGCCGCAUCGUGUCCCACAUCAAAAGAAGCUGUGAUUUGGUACAACGAGUGCUUGUUGCGUUACUCCUAUAGAUUGUUCUUCUCUAAAAUGGAAGAGUGGCCAAGGUACCAGAUCAAUAUCCCCUUGGGGGACCCUGUGCUCUUGCACAGUCGUGGCUUCUACACCGCAUUAGGAUCCAUUUUCAGUGAACUACCUAACCAAGCAGCACUGGCUCUCGGUGGGUUUAAUGGAUUUGCUGUUAAGCAAGAAAACGCUUCCUCCAGCGUGACACUGUACGCCCUCGCUCAGUGCACGCCGGACUUGUCCUCCCGCGACUGUGAACGGUGUGUCUCCGAUGCGGCGGCGGAACUCCCCAAGUUCUGUUGCGGAGGUAGCAUAGGGGCAAGUGUUCUGUUUCCUAGUUGUAUUGUUCGGUAUGAAACAUAUCCCUUUUAUCAGCAUUCGGAACAGGCAAUGAUCAAGGGUGGAAGAAAUAUUCGAACUGAAGUGAUUGCGGUCGCUGUUGUCUUGGUUGUCGCUUUGGCGAUGCUAUUUUGCUUUGGCUACUGCUUCUUCCAAAUGAAAGCGAGAAAGAAACGCAAGGCCAGUGUCAGAGAACACUUUGGGCCUGAAAUCAUCACCCUGGAGUCCUUGCAAUUUGAUUUGGCUACAAUUGAAGGAGCCACAAAUAAUUUUACUGAAGGCCGCAGGAUUGGCAAAGGAGGUUAUGGAGAAGUCUACAAGGGAAUCCUUCCUGACGGAGAAGAAAUAGCUGUAAAGAGACUGUCAACAAAUUCUAAGCAAGGAGAGGAGGAAUUCAAAAACGAAGUGUUGUUAAUAGCUAAACUUCAACAUAAAAAUUUGGUGAGAUUAAUAGGAUUCUGCCAAGAAGACCAAGAAAAAAUACUGAUUUAUGAAUACGUGCCUAACAAGAGCCUUGAUCACUUCUUAUUCAAUCCCCAAAGACGUUUAACUUGGUCCGAACGGUAUAAAAUCAUCAAAGGAAUUGCACGAGGAAUUCUUUAUCUUCAUGAAGAUUCUCGUCUCAAGAUAAUACACCGUGAUAUCAAACCAAGCAAUGUUCUGUUAGAUAACAGCAUGAAUCCAAAAAUCUCUGAUUUUGGCAUGGCAAGGAUGGUAUCUACAGAUCAAAUUCAAGGAUGUACGAAUAGAGUUGUGGGCACAUAUGGUUAUAUGUCUCCUGAAUAUGCAAUGCAUGGAAAAUUUUCAGAGAAGUCUGAUGUAUUCAGUUUUGGAGUUAUGGUUCUUGAAAUUAUUAGCGGGAAGAAGAAUUCUUGUUCUUUUGAAUCUUGUCGUGUUGAUGACCUCUUGAGUUAUGCAUGGAAUGAAUGGAGGAAUGAAUCACCAUUUCAAUUGGUGGACCCAAUUCUGCAAGAAUCUUAUUAUCCAAACGAGGUUGAAAAGUGUAUGCAGAUUGGUUUAUUGUGUGUGCAAGAAAAUCCAGAUGACAGGCCUACAAUGGGAACCAUUGUUUCAUAUCUUAACAACCCUUCAGUUGAAAUGCCAUUCCCGCUUGAACCAGCAUUUUUCAUGCAUGGCAGAAAGAGAAGACAGUCAGCUGAUCAUGCAUCAGUUUCAGGUCACUCCACUAAUCAUUCUUUCUCGUCCUCUGUAAAUAAGAUGUCUACGACUAAUUUCUUCCCUCGAUAGUGUUGUUAUAUGGUAUCUCAAGAAAAGUGAUUAUAUGUAUAUAUUUCAACUGAUAUCUUUACGUAAGUUUCUCU